AUGGAAGUUGCUAUGUAUAAUGAAGGCAACCCUAUCAUGGAUUGGUUGUGCAACUCUAGGAGUGAAUCUAUGCCGGCACUUGAUGAAUAUGAUUGUAUUGAGCCUGAAUCUCCUAACAACCCUAGCACAUUUCUUGUAGAAGAGUUAGGAAUGAAUGAAGAAGAGUUGGCCACAUUUAAAAGAAGCUUGAUUUUGGCAAAAAAAGGUGGUAAGAAAAGAAAGGUGGUAUCUGAGGAAGAUAUUGGAGACUAUUUUGAAUCAGAUUCUGAUCAACAAGGUAGCCCAACUUAUGCAGAGUCAGGAGACCGCAAUUCUGAUGGUAGUGAAGUCAGUGGUGAUGGUGAUGCUGGUGGUUCUUGUGGCAAUACUGGUGGUGUUGGUCAGCCUAGUCGUGGUGAAGACUCUAAUGGAGGUCAAGCUGAUAAUAAUGUAGUUACAGGUGCUAGAGAUGUGCAACCAGCCCCUCUCCGUCCAAGAUCAAAAAGGCUGAAGAAAGUCUCUGUCAAGGGCCUCUAUGGAAAGUUGGGAUUUGCGACUGUUAAUCCAAUGGACUAUGUGGAAGGGAAGAAGUGA
Molecule: messenger RNA, 573 nt
Organism: Miscanthus lutarioriparius
Lineage: Eukaryota; Viridiplantae; Streptophyta; Magnoliopsida; Poales; Poaceae
Source: the annotation of a GenBank genome assembly